This is a messenger RNA of Daucus carota subsp. sativus, 1043 nucleotides long. RefSeq lists its product as uncharacterized. Lineage: Eukaryota; Viridiplantae; Streptophyta; Magnoliopsida; Apiales; Apiaceae. The transcript has a single exon. The record is from RefSeq and is a predicted model, not a curated record. Bases 152 to 949 code for a protein of 265 amino acids.
AUUAGGUAUCACUUUAACUCCUCUUUUUGACUUAGAAAUCUUACCAACAUUAUCAAAUCUUUGUGUUGCCAAUAGUGAACCUGUAUAAAUAAAACUGCCCCAGAGCAAGCUUAAUUAAUUAGCAGUGUUGGGGCUUGAGAGUUGAGAAGAUAUGGCUGUUGAUGUAUGCUCAGAGAUUUCAAGUCCAAGAAUUUCGUUUUCUUAUGAUCUCAAUCAAACGGAUAGAGAGUGUCGUCGCUGCGGAUCUGAUAAGUUAUUAGUAGACGUGGAAUUCACCGCGGAUUUUGAUUUCUGCAUUAGCAACAAUAGCUUCCUGCAAGAAACCUCAUCGGCUGAUGAGCUUUUCUCUGAUGGCAAGAUCCUUCCAACUGAAAUCAAGAAAGCAGAGACGAGUAAGAAAGCAACUCAUCUGUCUGAGCCUGUUUUAAUCCAACGUCAAGCUUCUGGGACGAGAAAUAGUAAAGCUUUGAACGUAAACGAGGAUACAAACUGCAAGAAGCUGAAGGAGUUUCUAUACGAAGAAGAGAAGCCAGCUGCAUCCAAAUCAUUUUGGCAGUUCAAGCGAAGCACGAGUCUGAAUUGUGACAGUGGUAGGAGUAAGGGAUUCAUUCGGUCAUUACAGACACUUGCGCGAAGCCAUUCAACUGGUUCAGCUGCAGCUGCAAAACAGACUGUGACACCAAAGGUUACUAUUCAAAGACAACAUUCACGAAAGCAGCCUACAGUUUCAACUAAUAAUCAGACUCUUCCGACAUUUAGCGGAUAUCAUCAGAUGUAUAAUUCAUCGGGAAAGCCCCCGUCGUUGAAGAACUGCAGAUCUUACAGUACUGGAGUUAAAUUUAACCCUGUUCUAAACAUUCCACCAGCUUAUGUGUCCAAGGGGACUGCAAAUUUGUUUGGGUUUAGUUCAUUUUUUUGUAGUGGCAAGUCCAAAAAGAAAAAGAAGUGAUUCAAAAGUAAAACCCUACAGUUAAAGAUACAUGUAUAUUAUGUACAUAGAUAAUAAUAUUUCUUCAUUUUGAAUCUGAAGCUUAUCAAAGUUU